GGUGGAACUCUCUCUCUCUCUUGCUAUCGUUACGACCUAUAAUGAUGUACAUAUAUACACAUAGACUGUUGCAUGGCGCGUCGCGUCGCGUCGGGUUGACACAUUCGUCAUCGUUUGUGGUCAACUGAGGACUGAGGACUGAGGACUGAGCAGAUCGCGGAUGCGAGGUGGACGGGGUAAGCUGGGGUAGGGUGACAAAUACGGUACGGAGGCAUAACUGUGAUCGAGGCGUGCCGGAUCGCUGCCAGAUCGCUGCCAGAUUAGAUCUGGCCGGGUGAAGACCGCUGAAUAUUGAAUGUAGGCGCUGGUCUGUAUUGUAUAAGUACGAGUGUAGUGCCGUUCAUCAUGCUUCCCGCUCUGCUCUGCUCUGCUCUGCUCGCGACCGAAGGAGCAUCCCCGGUCGUAAAAAACAGCGGGCCUCAUCCUCGUACGUCGCACAGCACCGCAGACUCUAUUAUUCCACACGGAGGCCAAGCCACCGAUCGAGGAACAGUCGGUUCCGACCCGCCAGCUUGCGCAGGUCCGUCGGCAGCAUGAGGCGGCUGUAGCUGCCAGCUGCCAGCGCCCCGAGCGAGGGCCCGCGAACGCGACGGAUGUCGGUCUGAAACUCGUCGCUCGUCCCUUGUCCCUAUCGGAGGUGGACUCGGGGGUGCUGCUGCAGCCGAGUCUUGGUUCAGGGAUGCAGGAGGCGGCGCGCCCGCUCGAAGGAUCUGUCGACGCCGCCGCUGUCGUUAGUG
This is a messenger RNA of Heterobasidion irregulare TC 32-1, 737 nucleotides long. RefSeq lists its product as uncharacterized. The record is from RefSeq and is a predicted model, not a curated record. The transcript has a single exon. NCBI's taxonomy places the organism in Eukaryota, Fungi, Basidiomycota, Agaricomycetes, Russulales, Bondarzewiaceae. Bases 346 to 537 code for a protein of 63 amino acids.